Molecule: messenger RNA, 1984 nt
Organism: Anopheles coustani
Lineage: Eukaryota; Metazoa; Arthropoda; Insecta; Diptera; Culicidae
Gene: Rab4
Product: ras-related protein Rab-4B
Exons: 3
Coding region: 235-909 (224 amino acids)
Biological process (GO): Rab protein signal transduction; regulation of endocytosis
Cellular component (GO): endosome
Molecular function (GO): GTP binding; GTPase activity
Source: RefSeq, a predicted model, not a curated record
UCAAAACAUGAAUUUUCUGAUCCGACACAGAAGCACAGAAAACAUAGAGAAAACUUUGCUGUCUAUUCGUGGCUCAAGACUCGGGCGGAAAUUCCCUUCGUUGAUAACCUUUUCGAAUAGGGGCGCGUUCUAAUUGCGUUGUAAUCUCUAGGUUUCGCACUGUACGGAGUUUAUUUGUUGGUUCGGAGAAGCUGCUGAAGGUUCGCGAAAAAGUGACGACGUCGGAUCCCAAACAUGUCGGAGUCGUACGAUUAUCUGUUCAAGUUUCUCAUCAUCGGCCGUGCUGGUAGUGGCAAAUCCUGCCUGCUGCAUCAUUUUAUCGAAAACAAAUUCAAAGAGGACAGUUCGCACACAAUCGGUGUAGAGUUUGGCUCGCGGAUCGUUAACGUCGGUGGAAAGUCGAUCAAGCUACAGAUCUGGGAUACGGCCGGGCAGGAACGCUUCCGGUCGGUGACGCGCUCCUACUAUCGCGGUGCAGCCGGAGCCCUGCUGGUGUACGACACAACAUCGCGAGACAGCUUCAACGUGCUGUGGAACUGGUUGAACGAUGCCCGAACCUUGGCCAGCCAGAACAUCUGCAUUCUACUCGUCGGCAACAAGAAGGACCUGGAGGAGGAGCGUGAGGUUACGUUCCUCGAGGCGAGCAACUUUGCGCAAGAGAACGAGCUUAUCUUUCUGGAGACGAGUGCGAAGACGGGCGAAAAUGUGGAGGAAGCAUUCCUGAAGUGCUCGAAAACGAUCCUCGCCAAGAUCGAGACGGGCGAGCUCGACCCGGAGCGUAUCGGCAGCGGAAUUCAGUACGGCGACACAUCAGCGCGCAAUGCAUCGGGAACGCUGGGCGGUGGGCAAACGCAGCGGAGCCGACUGCGGCCGGACUGUGCCGGUGGUGGUGGCAGCUGUCGCUCGUAGAUGGUGCUCGGACGCAGACCGUAAGUGUACGCUAUGGACUACAUUGUUCUUAUUAUGCUUGCCCUUUUGGCGGAAAGGUGAUGGUGGCGGUAAGCUGAAUACAACAAGUAAAACAUUACACACUAUCCGCAUUUGGAUAAUUCGUGCAGCAGCAUCAGGCAAACCAAUAAAAAGUGCUCUCAGGACGAUAGUAACCCAUCAUGGAUCGAAUCUCAAAAUUGUGCUAAAUCUAAAUGACUUUUCGAACCACACAAACGAAAACCGUUGUUCGUUCAGAGGCUUGAAAGGUUACUCAGUAUUGGAUUGUGAAUAAAUUAGAGCUAAACUUUCGGUGCUGUUGGCACAAACAUCAAAUAGGAGGAAAGUGCACUUUUAGAUUGUGCGGGAGUUAAUCUGUGUUACAUUUACCCUUUUAAUUAAGUUCGCAACCCUCUCGAAAAGCGCUCUUGGUUUCACUUGUAUGCAAACAUCCUAGUGUCCUUCAAUGAUGUUUUUUUCACAUUUCACAUUUAGUUUGUUAUUUUGUACCUGCAUUUUUCUUUAACAACAGUCUGUUUCUGAAUAGUUUUAAUCUAAAAAACAAUCUUUUUGAUAUUACUUUUACCUGGAAGCAUUUUUGUUCAAAUUUCUCCCCUCUUUGAUAUUAUUUACUUCUUUUCUAUUGGGAUGAUUUUCUUCACAUUGCAGAUAUGUUGUCCAGAUACAAUGAUCAAACCUACACUGUUUGUUUUUCGAUUUGUGCAUUGUUUCGUUUUAUUUUCCAUUCUGUACACCAUUCUAACUGUUCAAUGUUAAGCUAUAAAGAUUGAACUAUUCUAGACAUAAGAACUACGAGCGGUGCCGUCGUGUAUGGGCACCAUUAGAGGAAACAUUUAGGGAAUGUGAUGUGACUGUGGUUGGAUGUGAUGUGGAAAAAGAGUACAGAUUUAACUAAAAUCAACCUUAAUACCCUUAGGCGUAAUUGUAAAAAAACCCAUAAGAACCAGAAUACAAAACGAAACUUUACUGUGCAUUAGAAACUUUAUAUUUGAUAGAAGUGGACGGUGUUUAAUUGAAUCGAAUAAAUAUCUAAAAU